AUGACUGGAUCAUCAUCACAAUUCCAACAGCUUGAAAAGCUCGGUGAAGGUACAUAUGCCACAGUCUACAAGGGUAGAAACCGUACCACCGGUACGCUUGUAGCGCUUAAAGAAAUCAACCUUGACUCGGAAGAAGGUACUCCAUCCACAGCCAUAAGAGAAAUUUCACUCAUGAAGGAGCUAGACAACGAAAAUAUUGUCACCUUGUACGAUGUCAUUCACACGGAGAACAAAUUGACCUUAGUCUUUGAGUUUAUGGACAAGGACUUAAAGAAGUACAUGGAGACCCACGGAAAUCAGGGCGCUUUGGACAUAAAAUUGGUCAAGUCCUUCAUGUUCCAAUUGUUGAAGGGUAUAAUGUUCUGUCAUGACAAUAGAGUGUUGCACCGUGACUUGAAACCUCAAAAUUUAUUGAUAAAUGCCAAAGGCGAGUUGAAAUUGGGUGAUUUUGGAUUGGCAAGAGCCUUUGGAAUUCCAUUCAACACAUUUUCCAACGAGGUGGUGACGUUGUGGUACCGUGCACCGGAUGUCCUCUUAGGAUCCAAGUCUUACACUACCUCCAUUGACAUUUGGUCAGCAGGUUGUAUAUUCGCUGAAAUGUGUACAGGAAAGCCGUUGUUUCCAGGAACUGCCAACGAUGACCAGUUGAUUAAGAUCUUCAGGUUGAUGGGGACUCCAAAUGAAAGAACAUGGCCUGGAAUCUCACAAUUCCCCAACUUUAAGAAUAAUUGGCAAAUCUUCAUCCCACAAGACUUGAGGAAUAUGAUCCCCAACUUAGAUUCCAUGGGAUUGAACUUAUUGACAAGUCUUUUGCAAAUGAGGCCAGAUGCAAGAAUUACAGCAAGACAAGCCUUGCAGCAUCCCUGGUUCCACGAAAUUUCCAACCCAAAUCCCUUAUUACAACAUUUGAGUGAUCCAUACCAGCAGCAGCAACAACAACAACAACACCACCACCAACAACAACAGCAACAACAGCAACACCAGCAACUCUAUCAAUAG
Messenger RNA from Dujonia railenensis, 999 nucleotides. Lineage: Eukaryota; Fungi; Ascomycota; Pichiomycetes; Serinales; Debaryomycetaceae. The record is from the annotation of a GenBank genome assembly.